Molecule: messenger RNA, 3577 nt
Organism: Cuscuta epithymum
Lineage: Eukaryota; Viridiplantae; Streptophyta; Magnoliopsida; Solanales; Convolvulaceae
Source: the annotation of a GenBank genome assembly
CACCCAUUAACCUUAAUUCUAUCCAAAUCCAAACCCUAUGGAAAUUUAGCCUAACAUGCUCAUCAAAAGACUAACACAAUUAAUAAUUAAUAAAAACAAUGACAUAAUCCAUGCAUUUAAUUAAAACUGAAAUUCGAACUAGUAAUCAGUAAUUCAAGAGUGAACUGGAAGAUAUUGAAAGUUGAAACUAAUACUUAAUUCAAGAACAAGUUCAUAAGCUUAUUUAACUAUGAUUAUAAGAAAGAAAUCUAACAUAAAACAUUAAAGAUAGAAAUUGAAAUAGAAAGAUUGACAAAAGAUUAACCGAAUGUUGGUGUUACACUUUACAGAAAGCUGCUCUUUUUCCUGGUUUCUCUGCCGACUGCCGCUGUUAUGGUUUUAGAUCUUCCGGCCAGUUGCUCUGCCCUUGCCCUGCGACCAAUAGCUCAUUCUCCCCAGCAGAUCCUCCGAGCAGUGGACUGACUAUCCCAUCUGCGUUACUUUUCUACUUGCGGCGGAGUUUUUUUAUUUUGGCUGGUUGCUCUCACUAUUUUAUCUUCCUUUUUUCUAUGGUUGUUGCUGAUCCAGAGUGACUGAAGCUGCCCCCUCAUUUCCGUUUUUGUUCUUUUGUUUGACAUAACCCGCAGCCAUGUGCUGCUGCAGUGCUAUUGAUGUCAAUCCCCUCUUUCUUUUGGGUGUUUUGUUGGCUGUCAAGCCUUGUUUCUUUUUGUUUUCUUUUUGUGCUGCUUUGUUUCUUUUCGUUGUUUUCUUUUCAUUUUCUUUAUUUUUGUUUUCUUUUAUUUGCUGUUUUUUUUGUAACGCAGCCUUGCUGCAAUUUUUGUGGGUUUUGCCCUUUUUUUUUUAUAGUUUUUUUCAUUAAUUCAAUUGUUAAGAUAUUAAUAUAAAGCUAAAAUUUGACAAAUCACAAAAUAUAGAUAACACAAAUAAGAAGAAAAAAAAGGCAUAAAAUCAAUCCAACACUUGAAUUAAACACAAAUCACUCAAAAAUGUAAAUUUUAACACUAAUUUUAAACAUUAACCAAAAUGCAACAAAAACGCAGAAAAAUGUAUCAAUUUCCCCUGGUUUUAACAAGAAACGCUAUAAAAAGUGAGUGAAAAUAUAUGAACAAAUCAAACUUAUCAAUGUGCGUGCGGUCGUGCGAGCAUACGUGGGUCUGUGUGUGUGCACGUGCGUGCGUCUGUGGGCGUGCGUGCAUGUGUGAGUGUGGACGUGCAGGCGGGCGGGCGGGUGUGCGUGCGUGCGUGGGAGCAAGAGUGCGUGCGUGCGGGCAGCCGGGCAUGGGUGUGUGUGGGUGGGGGUGCGUGCGGGCGUGCGUAGGCGGGCAGGCGGGCGUGCGUGGGUGUGUGUGGGUGUGUGGAUGUGGGUGGGGGCGUGCAUGUGUGCGUGCGUCUGUGGGCGUGCGUGCGUGCGUGCGUGGGAGGGCGUAUGCGUGUGCGCGUGGGCGAGCGGGCGGGCGUGUGUGGCUGAAUAGAUAAAUAAAUAGAUAAAUGGAUAAAUAGUUAACUAGAUAAAUACUUAUCUAAAUAAAUUGAUAAAUCGUUAAAUAGUUAUAUAGAUAUAUAGAUAUAGAUAAAUAGAAAAUUAGUUAAAUAGAUAAAUAGGCAAAUAGUUAAAUGGAUAAAUACAUACAUAGUUAAAUAUAUAAAUAAAUAAAUAAAUAGAUAAAUAGAUAAAUAGGUAAAUAGAUAAAUAGAUAAAUAGUUAAAUAGAUAAAUAGUUAAAUAACUAAAUAGAUAAAUAGAUGGAUAUAUAAAUAGAUAAAUAGUUAAAUAACUAAAUAGAUAAAUAGUGCGUGGGUGCAAGAGUGCAUGCGUGCGUGUGCGCGUGUGCGUGCGUGCGUGUGUGCGUGCGGACGAGCGAGUGUGCCUGUGGGGUCGUGUGUGUGUGUGCCAGGCGUGUGUGCGUGCGUGGGCGGGCGGGCAAAAGGGCGUGCAUGUGUGUGUGUGUGUGUGGGUGGGUGUGUGCGCUUGUGUGUGUGUGUGUGUGUGUGUGUGUGUGUGUGUGUGUGUGUGUGUGUGCGGGCGAGUAGGGGUGUGUGCGUGUGUGUGUGUGUGAGUGGGUGGGUGUGUGUGCUUGUGUGUGUGUGUGUGUGUGUGUGUGUGUGUGGGCGAGUAGGGGUGUGUGCGUGGGCGUGUGUGCAUGCGUGUGUGUGUGUGUGUGGGUGGGUGUGUGUGCUUGUGUGUGUGUGUGUGUGUGUGUGUGUGUGUGUGUGUGUGUGUGUGUGUGUGUGUGUGUGUGUGUGUGUGUGUGUGUGUGUGUGUGUGUGUGUGUGUGUGUGUGUGUGUGUGUGUGUGUGUGUGUGUGUGUGUGUGUGUGUGUGUGUGUGUGUGUGUGUGUGUGUGUGUGUGUGUGUGUGUGUGCGGGCGAGUAGGGGUGUGUGCGUGGGCGUGUGUGCGUGCGGUGGGCGUGUGUGUGCGUGUGUGUCGGUGUGUGUGGGCGUGCGUGCGGGCGGGAGGGUGUGUGUGUGUGUGUGUGUGGGCAUGGGCAUGUGUGUGUGGGCGGUGUGGUUGUGGUUGGGCGUGCGGGCAGACGGGCGUGCAUGGGUGUGUGUGGGUGUGUGGUUGUGGGCGUGUGGUGGCGUGUGUGGGUGGGGGUGGCUGGGGGCGUGCAUGUGGGCAUGCGUGUGUGCACGUGCGGACGUGGGUGGGCAGGGCGUGUGUGCGGGCGAGUGGGCGUGCGUGCGUGCGUUCGUGUGUGUGCGGGAGAGUGGGCUUAUGCGUGGGCGGGCGAUUGGGCGUGCGUGCGUGCGUUCGUGUGUGUGCGGGAGAGUGGGCUUGUGUGUGGGCGGGCGUGCGUGGGUGUGUGGGUCUGGGUGUGGUGGGUGUGUGUGUGCACGUGUGUUGGGCGUGCGUGCGUGCAGGUGUGUGUGUGUGUGUGGGUGUGUGUGCGUGUUGGCGUGGGCAUGGGCGUGUGUGUGUGGGCGUGUGUGGGCGUGUGUGGGCGGGCGGUGCGUGUGUGUGUAUGUGUGCGGGGGUGUGUGCCUGCGUGCGUGUGUGCGAGCGUAAGCGGGCGGGCGGGCGCGUGCGUGCGUGUGUGUGUGUGUGGGUGUGAGGGUGGGGGCGUGCGUGUAGGACUGCAUGCGUGCGUGCAUGUGCGUGCGGGAGUGCGAGCGUGCGUGGGUGUGUGUGCGGGCGUGUGGGCGUGCGUGCGUGCGUGCGUGUGGACGUGCAAUUAUUUAAUAGAUAUAUAACUAGAUAAAUUGAUAAAUCGUUAAAUAGGUAAAUAGAUAUAUAGAUAUAGAUAAAUAGAUAAAUAGUUAAAUAGAUAAAUAGACAAAUAGUUAAAUGGAUAAAUACAUAAAUAGUUAAAUAUAUAAAUAAAUAAAUAAAUAAAUAGAUAUAUAGAUAAUUGGGUUAAUAGAUAAAUAGUUAAAUAGAUAAAUAGUUAAAUAUCUAAAUAAAUAAAUAGUUAAAUAGAUACAUAUAUAAAUAGAUAAAUAGUUAAAUGACUAAAAUAGAUAAAUAGUUAAAUAGUGCGUGGGUGCAAGAGUGCAUGCGUGUGUGUGCACGUGUGCGUGUGCGUGCGUGCGGGCAGCCGGGCGUGAGUGUGUGUGGGUGUGUGGGUGUAGGCGUGCAU